Aspergillus saccharolyticus JOP 1030-1 is the source of this 1255-nucleotide messenger RNA. RefSeq names its product cutinase-domain-containing protein. Gene Ontology annotation, biological process: carbohydrate catabolic process. Bases 115 to 1053 code for a protein of 312 amino acids. Lineage: Eukaryota; Fungi; Ascomycota; Eurotiomycetes; Eurotiales; Aspergillaceae. Gene Ontology annotation, molecular function: cutinase activity. The transcript has 3 exons. Gene Ontology annotation, cellular component: extracellular region. The record is from RefSeq and is a predicted model, not a curated record.
AGCUCAUCCAGCAGCCCAGCCAGUGCAGUGCACUUGUCUCUCUUUCUCUUGCUGGUUCAUUCGUUCUCUUUCUCUGUUUUGUAAUUCACAUCCUUUCCUGUCGUCAAGUCCAUCAUGAAGUCCUUCGUUACUCUCUCUCUGCUCGCCACUGCGUUGGCCGCUCCCACCCCGACCCUGCACGGACGUCAAUUCGACCUUACCUCUCUGCUGUCCGGCUCCAGCUCCGGCUCCAGCACCUCCACCGGCUCGAGCGGGCUGAGUGCUCUGGCCUCGCUGUUCCCCAUCAGCUCGACGACCGGCAGCAGCAGCGCCAGCGCCAGCGGCAGCGCCAUUGCCAGCGCCAGUGGCAGCACGACCGACAGCACCACCGGUACCAGCAGCAGCAGCAGCGGUCUGAGUGCGCUCGCCUCGCUGUUCCCCAGCAGCAGCACCACCAGCACCAGCAGCGACAGCAGCUCGUCUAGCAGCGACAGCAUCAGCAGCCUGCUCAGCAGCUUCAUGGGCGGCUCCACCACCGCCAACGGGGUGACCUCCAACACCGGCUGCAAGGAACUGACCUUCAUCUUCGCGCGUGGCACCUCGGAGAUGGGCAACAUGGGCAGCGUGGUCGGGCCGGAGGUGGCCUCGAACCUGCAGACCCUGACGGGCAACAAAGUGACGGUGCAGGGAGUGGACUAUGCCGCUGACUGGGCUGGUAACAUGGAACUGGGCGCCUCCGGUGGGCCAACAAUGGCCAGCCUCGUCAAGGAGGCCCUGUCGGAAUGCCCCAACACCAAGGUGGUGCUGGGCGGGUACUCGCAGGGAGCGAUGGUAGUGCACAACGCAGCGAGCUCGCUGAGCGCGGGCGAGAUCCAGGCGGCCGUCUUGUUCGGCGACCCGCUGAAGAUGACCUCGGUGGGCAAGCUGGCCUCCAGCAAGGUCAAGGAGUUCUGCGCGACGGGCGACCCGGUGUGCGAGAAUGGGGCGGAUGUGAUGGCGCACUUGUCGUACGGGAGCGAUGCGCAGGCGGCGGCGCAGUUCUUGGUUAGUGCGGUUGGGCUUUCUUCUUCUUAGUUGGUGAUCGAGGACGAGACUGGAAAGGUUUCAUUCUUGAAUGGGAUCUGGAAUUCUUUUGGUGGGUUGGUUGGUUGGUUGGGGCUUGGGGUGAAAUGAUGUUGAUUGAGGCAGUGGAAAUGUCAUGGCCUGGUGCUGUUGCAUAUCCCCUGUCGACGAGCUUUUCCUUCUUCUGCACACUCCUUUUGAUACACGAAUUGAG